AUGUAUAGCGACAAUUAUAAUUAUAAUUCACAUCUCCAAGACAACGAAACGCCUUAUGGCGUUGUCAGAAACCCUUCUGACGGAUUCAAUUUCAAUCGUCAGGAUUCUCUGGCAGAAGCUGCUUCUCUCCAAGAGCGUGACCAUAGCUGCAACAUGAUAAACUUUAUGGAUAAACAGAUUGUAAUUUGUGAUUACAUAAGAAACGAAGGAAUGGAAAUUGGAAAAGACUGCUUCCCCGAACAUGAGUACGAUAUGGAUGACUAUCUUAAGCACGGAGAUUAUUCUUUCGGACCCGAGGUUUUCGAAAAUAGUUUCCAGGAGAUUGAUUCGAAUAUUGACUACGAUACAGCCAGCUAUGACACAUCAGAUCGGUCCCAAACCCAUGUGUCUGUUCCAGCUACUGCUAACGUUCCAACUCCACAAAUCAAACAAGAGAUCCAGGAGUAUGAAGAAGAAAAACCUUAUGAUGAUGAAGUUGUUGCCAGACCUAACCGCCGUGCUAGAAACCACCGAAACUCUUCGAUCGAUGCCGAUAAUUUCACACCAAAAACUCGUGCUCGUCGAUAUGUAUUGAAGAAUGAGAAGGAGAAGGCUACAGAGGAGUAUCGUUUGAAACGAGCUAAGAACAAUGACGCUGUUCGUAAAAGUCGCUGCAAGCAAAAAAGCGAACAGCAGAAAUGCAUUGAUGAGAAAAUCUCCCUCGCCAGACAAAAUCAAGAGAUAUUGAAGGAGAACGCGAAACUUCGUGAAGAAGUCCGAACCCUGAAGGAAAUAGUUUCCCAGAAAGAUGAACAAAUAAGACAAUUCUCCUUCUAA
Messenger RNA from Auanema sp. JU1783, 816 nucleotides. Lineage: Eukaryota; Metazoa; Nematoda; Chromadorea; Rhabditida; Rhabditidae. The record is from the annotation of a GenBank genome assembly.